Necator americanus (New World hookworm) is the source of this 1569-nucleotide messenger RNA. RefSeq lists its product as uncharacterized. The transcript is spliced from 5 exons. The record is from RefSeq and is a predicted model, not a curated record. NCBI's taxonomy places the organism in Eukaryota, Metazoa, Nematoda, Chromadorea, Rhabditida, Ancylostomatidae. The coding region runs from base 1 to 1569 and encodes 522 amino acids.
AUGAAUGAUGGUACACUCGUCAUUCGUGAAGAGAAGUCUGUCGUCAAUCUUGUCGAUUCUCAAGAGAUCCUGUCACCUCGUCUGGCCAUUCUUCGCCUCCGCCCUCUGCGCCAAAAACCCAUCAGUAUCAUCAACUGCUACUCACCAAUAUCAGCAGCUGAUGAACCCGAAUUAGACGCAUUUUACGAGGAGCUGGAGGAGGUAAUCCGCAACGAGAAGUCCUUCUACAAAUUCGUUGUCGGAGACUUCAACGCAAAACUAGGAAAGACCACAGAAGAGGAAUACAGGAUUGGAAGAAGACCAGGGGACCUGAAUGAAAAUGGCAAAUGUCUCGCCAGGCUAUUGUCCGCCGCUCUCCUCUUUCAUGGGAACUCUCUUUUCAUGAAAAAGAUCAUCGUCGGUGGACAUGAGAAUCGCCCAAUGACUCGUGCGGAGAUCGACCACAUACUCACCAACCGGAGGUGGUGUCUAUUCGACGUCUCAGCAGUAUCAUCCUUUUGUAGUGGUUCUGAUCACCGUCUCCUUCCUGCGAAAAUACGGUCUAGCCACACGAUGGAAAAGAACAUCUGUUAUCGGCAACGAAGGAGAAAAGAAGUCGAGGAUUGCGUACUAGAGGACUCCUUGUCCCAAGGUGACUGGCACAUCGAGGAGGACCCACACGUGGACUAUGAGAUGCUGUUCAGGGGAUUACGAGUCUGUGCUGAGCGUGCCUCGAAACCACGCACGACAAACUUGGAUCGAAUUCCGAAGAACACCAAGGAAUUGUUGGAAAGAAGAAGGGUUUUGAGGCUUGAUCCGAAUGCAUCGCACCUUGAGCGGUUAGUAGCAAACACUAGCUGCAGAAAAGCGUUGCAGGAGGACCUUUUGAAUUACAAGCAAAAGAUUCUGGAAGCAGCACAAAGAAAAAUGAGUCUAAAGAUAUGCUGCCGGGAUCUCCGGGAAUAUAAUAUUCCGCUUGCAGCCUUGCUGACCGAAGACGGAACUCGCGCGCCUUCUCAUUGUGAGAUGGAAAUCAUCACGGAGAGGUUCUACUCGAACCAUUUCCGUUCAUCAACACCUGUGUCAAGCUCGAUCAUUCCCACUGGUGAAGCUCCACCACCAAUUCUCCCGACGCUGGAUGAGACCCAGCCUCAAGAACAAGCUGGAUUCCGCCAGGGGUUCAGCUGUUUGGACCACAUCCAGACCGUGUCGAGGGUCAUAGAGAUAUCAUGGAAUGAUUUGCUAUUUGCUGAGCUGUCAAAAUCGGUGAAAUUGACUGACACCUCGGUGGUCUCAGUGAUGAACCUUAGCUACUUUGAACAAUUAGCACUGCUUAUUUCUAAAUUCCCUUCACGAACUUUGGCUAAUUAUUUGGUGGCGGUAACGGCUAAGCAUUUGGAACCAUUCGUUUACGAUGAUCGAAUUCAGCCCAGGUGGCCCAUCUUCACUGGACGUGCGGGCCCCAGUAUCUCUUCCACUCGUUUCAUUCCCUCGCCGUUGUCAUCCAAGAUGUUCUCAAGUGUCGUGAGUGACGUUGACGAGGUCCUUGAGCCGUAUUCAGCUGAGCUCUCAGCUGGUCCAUCUGUGUAG